CGCGCUCUAUAUUUCAGCGAAGAAAUCGAAUUCUGCCGAAAUCCCAGACUCGAGGCAAGAUGAGCGAGAAAAAUUCCUACUGGCUGCUGAAAACGGAGCCGGGAGAGUGGUCGUGGGAGGACCAAUCCGCCAACGGGGGUUUAUCCAAGUGGGACGGGGUGAAGAACAAGCAAGCCCAGAAGUACAUGAAAUCCAUGCGCCCAGGGGACCUCUGCUUCUUCUACCAUUCCGGCACCAGAGCCCGGCGAGUUGUGGGCGUCGUAACGGUGGUUCGCGGCUGGUACUCGGAUGAUGGCGGCGGCGCGGUGGACGUGGAGGCGGUGGGAGAGAUGAGAAGGCCCGUUGACUUGGCGGAGAUGAAAAGGGACGAUGGGUUGAAGGGGUUUGCUAUUUUCCGGCAGCCUAGGUUGUCGGUUGUCCCGGUGGAGGAAAGUGUAUGGGAAAGGAUAUGCACAUUGGGGGGUGGCUAUAGCGGCGAUGGUUUGGGAGAUGGUGAUGAUGAUGCGGAGUAGGUUCCUGCAGCUCAGGUGUUUGUUCUUUUGCUUCAGUUAAAAAAAAGGUUCUUGCGAUUCUGAUGGCUUUAGUUUCUUUCCGGCGGUAGAGGGGAAUAGAGUUUCUAUUGUGUAGUAUUGUGCACACUUUGGGAUGGAAAUUCUUUUCUUUUCCCCAUUGGGAAUCACCAGAUUUGCUGCCUUGUUUUCUCCUAAUCUUUUGACAUUAAACUUUCUUCACUUCUUAAAAUUGCACAUUAAACUGUCUUCACUUCUUACUCUCUAGGAAGUUUUGUAUCAAAUUGGUACAACUGUUAUCCCCCCAUGCCUUUGCUUCAUGCUUGGUUGUACAGAUACAAACGGCGAUAUUUUCCCUUGCACGCUUGAAUAUUUUAUCUGUGACUUGAUUACAUGAUCUUGAUGACGAUCUUCAUCAGUUCGUCCCAACUAGUUGGGGUGAGUUGCAUUGCAUUUAGUGGCAACUAAUUGCCUCUUCUUCCUAUUAAAGGGUUUUUUUUUCUCUUCCUAUUUCUGAAUUAAAGAUGAAUCAAUACUACCUGGGGUG
Molecule: messenger RNA, 1056 nt
Organism: Cuscuta campestris
Lineage: Eukaryota; Viridiplantae; Streptophyta; Magnoliopsida; Solanales; Convolvulaceae
Source: the annotation of a GenBank genome assembly